Phalaenopsis equestris is the source of this 1544-nucleotide messenger RNA. RefSeq names its product aspartic proteinase CDR1-like. Gene Ontology annotation, cellular component: extracellular region. Gene Ontology annotation, biological process: proteolysis. Gene Ontology annotation, molecular function: aspartic-type endopeptidase activity. The coding region runs from base 36 to 1436 and encodes 466 amino acids. NCBI's taxonomy places the organism in Eukaryota, Viridiplantae, Streptophyta, Magnoliopsida, Asparagales, Orchidaceae. The transcript has 2 exons. The record is from RefSeq and is a predicted model, not a curated record.
UUCAACAAGCAAGUUUAACCGCAGAGAAGAAGAAGAUGGGUUCUUCAACAAGAUCAUCGUCAUCUUCUUCUAUUGCAGUUUCCCUCCUCAUCCUCUCCGCAGUGGGACUUCUUCCCCUUCUUGCUCACAGCAAUGGCGGGUUCUCCAUGGAGCUCAUACACCGCGACUCACCAAAAUCUCCUUUUUACGACCCCACCUCCACCCCUUACUCCCGCCUCAAAGCCGCCGCAGAACGCUCCCGCUCCCGCGCUAUCUACUUCCAAAAAGCCAUUCAAGCAAACACCCCCUCCAACUCAUCUUCCCCAACUCCGGCCGCCGCCGACGAUUUCUACUCAGAGAUCACGCCGAACAAUUUCGAGUAUCUAAUGAGCAUCUACCUCGGAUCUCCGGCGAAGAAAUCUCUAGCCAUCGCCGACACCGGCAGCGACCUUAUCUGGAUCCAAUGCAAACCAUGCGAUCAAUGUUAUCGCCAAACAGCCCCCUUGUUCGAUCCCAAAUCCUCCUCCACCUACAAAAUCGUGUCCUGCAAUUCUGACUCCUGCUCUGCUUUACCACAGGGGAGUUGCGGUUCGGAAUCGCAGUGCGCGUAUAACUAUGCCUAUGGGGAUGGUUCCUACGUCGAUGGUUAUCUCUCCACAGAAACCAUUAGCUUCAACACCAUUGGCGGCCGGCAAGUUCAGUUCCCAAAAAGCUUCUUCGGUUGCACGCAUCGCAGCAAUGGAACCUUUGAUGAAAAGGGAGCGGGUCUCGUCGGACUUGGAGGAGGGCAGCUCUCUCUAAUCCGCCAACUUGGUUCCGCCAUUGAUAGCAAGUUCUCUUAUUGCCUCCCUUCCGCCGAGCAGACCUCUGCAAAAAGCCGUCUUAACUUCGGCUCAAACGCUGUUGUUCCAGUCGGCUCCAAUGGGGCCGUUACCACUCCAUUGCUCCCCGGCUAUCCUGACACCUUCUACUUCCUCAGCCUGGAGAAGAUUUCCGUGGCCGGAGCUGGAGCUGUGGACGUGAAACCAGCAUCAUCAAUGAACGCAAAACCAAAUGAUGUGCAGGGCAACAUCAUCAUUGAUUCCGGCACCACCCUCACUCUCAUCGACGAUGAGACAUUGCAGGAUGUAACAAGCAAGGUGGUGAGCAUCGUGAAGCUCCGGCAAGUGGAGGACCCCAGUGGUGUUUUCAGUCUCUGUUUCGAUGUUUCCGGUAAAGGAAAAACUGCCACGUUUCCUGAUAUAACAUUCCACUUCUCCGGCGGCGCAGCAGUCGUUUUGCACGAAUCGAAUGCUUUUGUUGAAUCUGCUACGAAUGUGCUGUGUCUGGCUUUGAUAUCCAGUGAUGGAAUUGGUGUCAACAUCUUUGGUAAUAUUGCGCAGCAGAACUUUCAUGUUGAAUAUGAUCUUGAUGCCAUGAAACUCACCUUGGCGCCUGCUGAUUGCGCCAAUCUGUGAUAUGUUAUUAGUACUGUUAUGUAAAGUGGCGAGCGUUUCGAGCGCUUUGUUUAUAUAUAUGCCUUUCACUUGUACUUGAUCUUAUUUGAUCUUACAUAUAUGAAUGCA